Molecule: messenger RNA, 1488 nt
Organism: Phytophthora sojae
Lineage: Eukaryota; Oomycota; Peronosporomycetes; Peronosporales; Peronosporaceae
Exons: 3
Coding region: 1-1488 (495 amino acids)
Biological process (GO): peptidyl-threonine phosphorylation; peptidyl-serine phosphorylation
Molecular function (GO): protein serine/threonine kinase activity; ATP binding
Source: RefSeq, a predicted model, not a curated record
AUGCAGUCGCUGGUGGAAGGCCAGACGCUGCUGCGCGACGGCCGCUACCGCUUCCUGCGCCGCAUCGGCAGCGGCACCUUCGCCGUCAUCAUGCGGUGCGUUCCUCUGGACGUGCAGCAGCAGCGCCACGUGGCCAUCAAGUGUGUGCGGCAGCGAGGCCUCAACGCGCUGGGCGAGCGGGAAGCUGCAGCGCUGCGUCGAGUCAACGAGCGAGACGCGGACGGAGCCUGCGCUGUCGUUCGACUGCUGGAGACGUUCGAGGAGCAGGGCCACUUCUGCCUCGUACUGGAGCUGCUCGGGCCUCCGGUGCUGGACGUCGCGCGCUGGGGCCCGUGGCGGCAGGCGCCCGGCGGAGCGACGCGCGCCCCCGAUCGCACGCUGCAGCUCUUCAAGCUCAAGCGGAGACGCUCAUCGCUGUCUGCAGCCGGUGGCGGGAUUCAGUCGCCGGAGGGACAGCGGGGGCCGGAGACGGAGCCAUUGGAGGAGGAUGCAGUUGUGUCAGCGCCACCUCUGUCCAUUGCUGACGUGAGAGCGAUGGCGGUGCAUCUUUGCGGGGCGCUUGCGUUCCUACACGACCAAGGACUCAUCCACGCCGACGUCAAGCCUGAGAACGUGGUGCGGUCAGGGGCUGAAGCUCCGCUGGAAUCAUCGACGUCGCCGUCGGCGUGCUCGUCCCCCGUCAAGUUGGUGGACUUUGGCAACUGCCUGGACGUGAGUGAGCUAGCGGCGUACGCUGAAGAGGAGGGGAGUGGCGGCUUUGACGUGCAGACAGUCACCUAUCGCGCUCCAGAGGUGGCUGCGGGCCUGCUGCUUUGCUCUGCCGUGGACAUGUGGUCCUUGGGCUGUCUGCUGCUCGAGUGCGUGACAGGCAAGCCGCUAUUCACGCUGCCGGCGCUGGGAGCGUCCGUCCAAGAGCACGCUGAUGUUGCCAGACUCGAGAACGACGACCUCUUGCAGCAGAUCGAGUGCGUGGUGACGAAUGGAGUUUCGCUGGCCGCGGCGUGCUCCCCAUAUCGAUCUGCUACGCGGUACAAGGAGAACACUGCAGCAACUACAACAAGCAAGAGCGCGAAGAAGCAGGAAGAGUCAAUGUCGCUGCAAGCGCGUCUGGAAGCUGCAGCGCCAGGGAGUCACCACUUCCACGACUUCAUCUACAGUCUGCUGGACGUGAAUCCGGCCACGAGAGCUACAGCAAAGCAGGCCUUGUUCCAUCCCUUCCUCCAGGCCUUUUUUCCCUUUGGCACCGUAUUCGCCGAUUCAGGAGUCCACGACGCUGCUGGCCGAAGUAUGGAGUCCAGAGCUACCCUUGGUCGAACUACAGGAGCGAAGCGUAAGGCGCGAGCAGAAGCAGCCCAGAAGAGUUCCAGUCGAGCACGAAAGAAGAAAUCAGCUGAACGAGCAGCGUCAGCUCGAAGCAAGGACCUGCGUCAGGUGCUCAAAAUCAUCGCGCGCGACGUGCCUGGCCGCUCGUCGCUCUCACCUCGAUGA